CGUGGUGGAAGUCUCAUGUACUUCUAUUCUAUCCGGUCAUGGCGAUUGCUCGGUCACAGCAGGUGCUCUCCACAUCCUUUAUCCCUAUUGAAGGGAUUUACGCUUGAGCACCUGAAUGUGUGCACUGCAGCGGUCAAUUCGGCUUGGACUGCAGCAGCAGGGAGUGGUUUGCUCAUUGGCAUUAGAAGAUCUAACAGACUGUUGUGGAGGUCAUUGGUUGUGACGUGCCUGUUUGUCCCCAGCAGGAACAGAAAGAUCUACUGGGGGACUUCUCCAGUGAUCGCUAUGCCUCAGUUAAAGUCUCCAGACAUGGGCUCUGCCUUCAUCCAGACACAGCAGCUCAACGCUUCCAUGGCUGACACCUUCCUCGAACACUUGUGCCUGCUGGACAUCGACUCCGAGCCCACCACCGCACGCAAUACCGGCAUCAUCUGCACCAUCGGGCCAGCAUCUCGUUCUGUGGAAAUGCUGCAGGAGAUGAUCAAGUCUGGAAUGAACAUUGCUCGCAUGAACUUUUCCCAUGGCACACAUGAGUACCAUGCAGACACCAUCAAGAAUAUGCGUAAGGCAUGCGAGAGCUUCGAGCCUGGCAGUAUCCAGUACAGGCCCAUCGGCAUUGCCCUGGACACCAAAGGCCCAGAGAUCAGGACUGGCCUCAUCCAGGGAAGUGGCACUGCUGAGGUGGAGCUGAAGAAGGGCAACAUGAUCAAGAUAACCUUGGACGAUAGCUAUCAGGAGAACUGCAGUGAGGAGAUCCUCUGGCUGGACUACAAGAACAUUCCCAACGUAGUCGAGAUUGGCAGCAAGAUCUACAUUGAUGACGGACUCAUGUCCCUUCAGGUCAAGGAGAUUGGUUCUGAUUUCCUCAUGUGCGAGAUUGAGAACGGUGGCACCCUGGGCAGCAAGAAGGGAGUGAACCUCCCCGGUGCUGCUGUGGACCUGCCUGCUGUUUCAGAAAAGGACAUCCAGGACUUGCAGUUUGGUGUGGAGCAUGGAGUCGACAUGGUCUUCGCCUCCUUUAUCCGCAAAGCAGCAGACGUGCAUGCUGUCAGAGCAGUGCUGGGAGAGAAGGGCAAAGACAUUAAGAUCAUCAGCAAGCUGGAGAACCACGAGGGUGUAUGCAGAUUUGAUGAGAUCAUGGAGGCCAGCGAUGGCAUCAUGGUGGCCCGUGGAGACUUGGGAAUUGAGAUCCCCACAGAAAAGGUCUUCCUCGCCCAGAAGAUGAUGAUCGGUCGCUGCAACAGAGCUGGCAAGCCGAUCACAUGUGCCACGCAGAUGUUGGAGAGCAUGAUCAAGAAGCCCAGACCCACACGUGCUGAGGGCAGCGACGUGGCCAACGCCGUGUUGGACGGAGCCGACUGCAUCAUGCUGAGCGGAGAGACUGCCAAGGGAGAUUAUCCUCUGGAGGCAGUACGCACACAGCACAUGAUUGCCCGUGAAGCCGAGGCAGCCAUGUUCCACCGGCAGGUGUUUGAGGACCUGCGUCGCUCCACGCCGUACUGCAAAGACCCCGCUGAGGCUAUUGCGAUCGGCGCUGUUGAGGCCUCUUUUAAGAGCUUAGCCUCUGCGAUGAUUGUGCUCACUGGCUCUGGAAGGUCCGCCCACCUGAUCUCCAGAUACAGGCCACGUGCUCCCAUCCUUGCUGUGACUCGUAACGCCCAGACGGCUCGCCAAGCCCACCUGUACCGCGGCAUUUUCCCCGUCCUCUACACCAAGCCCGCCCACGAUGUGUGGGCAGAGGACGUCGACAUGCGCGUCAACUUUGCCAUGGAUAUGGGCAAGGCCCGAGGCUUCUUCAAAGCGGGAGAUGUUGUCAUCGUCUUGACCGGCUGGCGCCCAGGCUCUGGUUACACCAACACCAUGCGUGUGGUUCUGGUGCCUUGAACAGCCCACAGGGCUGCUCUACUUUCUCCCUCCACCUUCAUCUAUCUUUCAUAGCUCUCCACGCCAUUCCAGCUCACAGCCCUUCUCAUCGAACACCUGGGCUCACAGACUCAACCGCUGAACAAUUAAUCGUUUAGGCAAUAAUGCAAAUUAGAGUACAGCCCUCAUGACCAGAGGGCUGUUUCCGGUGGGUAUGGGGGUUUGAUUCGUUCAAUUCCACUUUAUUUCUCCAUUCCUUUCACAUUAUUUCAAUCAAACCAGUCUGCAGGGCCUCAGAUUAAAACAACCUGACCAGAAACUGCUGUAUUUAUUCACUCAAACACUUGUAUUAUUAAAGGUGAACCAGUGUGAGAGUGAAUGCAUCCUGGUCGGUGUGCAUGCGCAUACUGGCUCUUGUUCAGGUGGAGUUGGUGGGUUGGUCAGGCUGAUCUUAAAAGAGCACCUUGACUACUGCAGUUUACUAAUCGCGCUCCUCUGCCGAUAUUACGAACAAAUUUGUGGCAUCCUAAUUCGAAGGGCUCCUCCUACAGAUCUGCACUGGCUCCACCACUCCACCCAAACAGAUCCCUUUGUAGUGGUGUCCGCUCUUAAUGCCAGCUAUCGCUGUAUCCAAGUGUGUCUGUAAGUGCACUCCUAAUCUCCUCCAGACGAUGUUACAUUUGAUAUUAUACUUGACUUUUGUGAGUGGUGGGGUUUUGUUUUGGGACAUCCAAUACUACUUCUAUUUUGUCUGAAUAUAUAGAGAGAAAUGUUAGUUUUGGAUGUCCACCUCAGAGGUGUUACUGUAUUUGUGAUUAGAUGUGUUAUAAAGCCUUUAUUUGUAUUCGGCUCAUAUCUAAGUUCGCACUUAUAACUAAUGUAUAGUUCACUAACGUCGACUAAUAUGAAUAUGCACUUUGAGUUUUUGUCAUUGGGGACCUAGUGGUGGGUUGACUUCCUUUCCCUCUCAACUCCAAUGGGUGGUGGGUGGAACCACCUCUGCUUCUCUUUUUGUUGGUGACCCACUGUAGUUGUCUUCAUGUGUCUAACAUGCUUUUGAUUGUAAUGCUAGAGUGUAAGAAAUGUUUAGCUGGUGUACUGAGCUAUCCUAAAAGACUGAGUUUCCAUCAAUAAAAAAUAUGAGCACCUA
Messenger RNA from Anarrhichthys ocellatus (wolf-eel), 3013 nucleotides. RefSeq names its product pyruvate kinase M1/2a (gene pkma). The record is from RefSeq and is a predicted model, not a curated record. The transcript is spliced from 11 exons. Lineage: Eukaryota; Metazoa; Chordata; Actinopteri; Perciformes; Anarhichadidae. Gene Ontology annotation, molecular function: pyruvate kinase activity; magnesium ion binding; potassium ion binding. The coding region runs from base 16 to 1884 and encodes 622 amino acids. Gene Ontology annotation, biological process: glycolytic process.